Molecule: messenger RNA, 921 nt
Organism: Lymnaea stagnalis (great pond snail)
Lineage: Eukaryota; Metazoa; Mollusca; Gastropoda; Lymnaeidae
Source: the annotation of a GenBank genome assembly
AAAAACAUCGUUCUUUUUAUCGGCGAUGCGAUGGGAACGGCUUACCGCGAUUCUUCGCGUAUCGUUUCGCAAAGCACGGCGGGACGAUUUCGUGAAGGCUGGUUCGACGAUCUUCAGCAGAUGGACAAAAUGCCCGUAACGGGAAUGGCGAUGACGUAUUCGCUCGAAAAUAUCGUUCCCGAUUCGGCAAACACGGCUUCGGCUUGGGCGACGGGCAAUAAAACCAUUAACGGCGCGGUCAAUGUUUUCCCCGACAACAACGAUUUUCGUUAUUCGGCAGGAAAUCAACAGGCGACGAAACAAUUUGUUUUGGAUAAUCCGCGUGUCGAAACGCUCUGGCAAUAUCUGAAACGCCGCCACAAUUACAAAACAGGCAUCGUGACGACUUCGGACGUGACGGACGCGACUCCGGCGGGACAAGGCGGACACACGCUUCUGCGCGGUUUGGGUUACGACAUUGCCAAACAAUACGUUGACGGUUCGAUCAAUCAAGGUAAUCAGUUCGACGUAAUUAUGGGCGGCGGUUUGGAAAGAUUCAACGCGAGAACUGCGACGAACAGCGGCGACACGCGCAAUCUCGUGACGGAACUGCAAGGCGCGGGUUAUACCUACGUGCAGAACCGCACCGAACUCAAUGCGCUGACGGCGAAUAAUGCACCGAACAAGAUUCUCGGACUUUUCCGCACCGGAAAUAUGAACGUUGCGUAUGACAAGCUCGGAUUGGUUCGCCCGACGGACGAACCCGCGCCGAGCUUCGGCGGAUUUACCGAUCAGCCGUUUUUGGACGAGAUGACGGAUAAGGCAAUCGCAACUUUGAACAAGAACAACGCGCCGUUCAUCUUGAUGGUCGAAGGCUCUUCGAUCGAUAAACAAUCGCACCCCAACUACGCGGCGGGGCAGAUUUGGGACCACAUCGAACUC